Molecule: messenger RNA, 3104 nt
Organism: Microcebus murinus (gray mouse lemur)
Lineage: Eukaryota; Metazoa; Chordata; Mammalia; Primates; Cheirogaleidae
Source: RefSeq, a predicted model, not a curated record
CCCCUGCCAGAGGCCCGGGGGGGCGGGGCCGUGAGCCGCAGCCAGUGAGCGCUAGCGGGCCAGUUGCCUGGGCGACCGGGGCGCGACCCCGCCCCCCGCGCCGAGGCGCCGGAGCGCGGCAGAGUGCGGCUGGAGUGCGAACCCGGGUCCCCGCGCGCCGCGAACGCGCGAUGGCCAUGUGUAGCCUCCGGCGGAGGCCGGGCCGCACACUCGGACUCCUGCUGCUGGUCAUCUUGAGCUUCCUGGUGCUCCGCAGGUGGGACUGGAGUACUCUGGUCCCUCUGUGGCUCCGACAGCGGCAGUUCGGGCUGCAGGCAAAAGGCCAGAACUUUAUGCUGGAGGACUCCACCUUCUCGAUCUUCGGGGGCUCCAUCCACUAUUUCCGGGUGCCCAAGGAAUACUGGAGGGACCGCCUGCUGAAGAUGAAAGCCUGUGGCCUGAACACCCUCACCACCUACGUUCCGUGGAACCUGCACGAGCCAGAGAGAGGCAGAUUUGACUUCUCUGGGAACCUGGACCUGGAGGCCUUUGUCCUGACGGCUGCGGAGAUUGGGCUGUGGGUGAUCCUGCGUCCAGGCCCCUACAUCUGCAGCGAGGUCGACCUCGGGGGCUUGCCCAGCUGGCUACUCCAAGACCCUGGCAUGAGGCUGAGAACAACCUACCAGGGCUUCACCAAAGCAGUGGACCUUUAUUUUGAUCACCUGAUGUCCAGGGUGGUGCCACUCCAGUACAAGCAUGGGGGACCCAUCAUUGCUGUGCAAGUGGAGAACGAAUAUGGCUCCUAUGACAAGGACCCUGCGUAUAUGCCUUACAUCAAGAAGGCCUUGGAGGACCGCGGGAUUGUGGAGCUGCUCUUGACUUCAGACAACAAGGAUGGCCUGAGCAAGGGACUCAUCCGCGGAGUGCUGGCCACCGUCAACUUACAGUCGCCACAGGAGCUGCCGCUGCUGACCAGCCUUCUGUCAAGGGUCCAGGGGAUUCAGCCCAAGAUGGUGAUGGAGUACUGGACCGGGUGGUUUGACUCGUGGGGAGACCCUCACAAUAUCUUGGAUUCUUCUGAGGUUUUAAAGACGGUGUCCACCAUCAUCAAUGCUGGCUCCUCCAUCAACCUCUACAUGUUCCACGGAGGCACCAAUUUUGGUUUCAUAAAUGGAGCCAUGCACUUCCAUGAAUACAAGUCAGAUGUCACCAGCUAUGACUAUGAUGCUGUGCUGACAGAGGCCGGAGAUUACACAGCCAAGUACAUCAAGCUUCGAGACUUCUUUGGCUCCCUCUCAGGUGCCCCUCUCCCUGCCCCGCCCGACCUUCUUCCCAAGACUACGUAUGAGCCGAUGAUGCCAGCUUUCUACCUGUCCCUGUGGGACGCCCUCAAGUACAUGGGGGAGCCAAUCAAGUCUGAAAAUCCCAUCAACAUGGAGAACCUGCCAGUCAAUGAGGGGAAUGGCCAGUCCUUUGGGUACAUUCUGUAUGAGACCACCAUCACCUCGUCCGGCGUCCUCAGUGGUCUUGUGCGCGAUCGGGGGCAGGUGUUUGUGAACACGGUAUCCAUCGGAUUCUUGGACUAUAAGACCAUGAGUAUUGAAAUUCCACUGGUCCAGGGUCACACGGUGCUGCGGAUCUUGGUGGAGAAUCGUGGGCGAGUCAACUAUGGGGAUAAUAUUGAUGACCAGCGCAAAGGUUUAAUCGGAAAUCUCUAUCUGGAUGAUUCUCCCCUGGAAAAGUUCAGAAUCUACAGCCUGGAUAUGAAAAAGAGCUUCUUUCAGAGGUUUGGUAUCGACAAAUGGAGUCCUCUCCCAGAAGCACCCACGUUUCCUGCUUUCUUCCUGGGCGGCUUGUCAGUUGGCCCAUCCCCUUCUGACACCUUUCUGAAGCUGGAGGGCUGGGAGAAGGGGGUCGUAUUCAUCAAUGGCCAAAACCUUGGACGCUAUUGGAACAUUGGACCCCAAAAGACCCUCUACCUCCCAGGUCCCUGGUUGGACAAAGGAAUCAACCAGGUGAUCAUUUUCGAGGAGACCAUGGCAGGCCCGAUGGUACAGUCCACUGAAACCCCCCACCUAGGCAGGAACCAGUACAUUAAGUGAGCAGCACCGCCUAGGCCCAGUACCUCCUGCUGGGGGCGCAGGCGAGCCCGCCUCCUCCCGCAGCCCUAGCCCCCUGCACCCUCCCCUGCUGAGCGUCCUUAAGUAGCAGCCUCAGGGACCUUGGGGCUCCCGUCUGCCCCGGCUCAGUUCAAAGCCCUAAACCUGAAGAGAAACGUGGGAUGGCGUGGAGCCCCCCAUACCCAGGUGGCUUCUCAGGCCGCUUUGUUGGUGGCGCCUUUGCUACUUCCCUGUUCCUCUGGGAGGAGUGGAGGUGUCUGUGUGCCGGUGGGAGGGUAGUUUCAUCAGAGCGCCAAGUGCUGCCCACCUGGGCCCUCAGGAAAGGGGCUGAACUGGCUGGGCAGCUUCCCUGCGCCACGCCUCACCCUGGGCCCAGGGUGCUCCUUGACUGCUCUCGGUGGGGCCACAUCCCUCCUGCCCCUCUGUGAUCCUGAAAUCCUGUGUUUGUCACCGUUUGUAGAGGAUAGAGAAAGGGGCGUCUCACCUGUGUUGACUUUGUUCUUCCUUCACAACCUGCCCUGGACCUUCUCUGGGAUUCUUGAAGAAACUCCAUUUGAAAAACACGUGAUUUCGCCUUUCCAUUCCCGCUCUGGCUGCAUCUGACAGGUGACAAGCCGAGCUUGAGACACAGAAAUGCUUAGCCACGUCUUCUGCUAAAUUAUCGAGUAUUUCCAGUUUUAUUCAGUGGAGACAAGCAUCAGUUGAGGAGUGAAGGUGGAUCCCACAGAAACCGCAGCCCAUAUCUGAGCAUCUGGGGAGGGAGAGGACAGGGGCCCAGCUCAGUGGUGUUGGGCAGGUCGCCCCAGGAAUGUUGGGGUGGCCACAGGGCCGCAAGCUUGGUUGCUCACCCUGUACCCCCCCCUCCCCAAGCAGCAGGGAGGAGAGGCCGCCCUCCUCCACAGCUGUCCCCACGUCCGAAUGUGAGACUGUCAUUCUGGGGAUCAAGUGCAAUGGCUCGGCUCAGGCUCACUGUCCUCAAUUGCAAUAAAGCCAGGUUGAAUCAAA